CCACUUCCUACAACUGCAGCGUGACCACCUUCAGCCACAAUAGCCCCAGUGUUCCCACUUUCAUUGCGGUUUCCACCAUGGUCACUGAGAUGAAUCCCAACAUAGUGGUAAUCUCUGUGUUAGCCAUUCUAAGUGUCCUUCUCAUUGGACUGCUGCUGGUGACCCUUGUUGUGCUUAGGAGGAAACAUCUGCAAAUGGCCAGGGAGUGCGGGGCUGGAACCUUUGUCAAUUUUGCAUCAUUAGAGAGAGAUGGAAAGCUACCAUAUAACUGGAGUAAAAAUGGACUAAAGAAGAGAAAACUGACCAACCCUGUCCAGUUGGAUGAUUUUGAUGGCUACAUCAAGGAUAUGGCGAAAGAUUCUGAUUAUAAAUUUUCUCUGCAGUUUGAGGAGCUAAAACUGAUUGGGCUUGACAUACCUCACUUUGCUGCUGAUCUUCCCAUGAAUCGCUGCAAAAAUCGCUACACAAAUAUCCUGCCAUAUGACUUUAGUCGUGUCCGGUUAGUUUCAAUGAAUGAAGAAGAGGGAUCUGACUACAUUAAUGCCAACUAUAUUCCUGGUUACAAUUCCCCCCAGGAAUACAUUGCAACCCAAGGACCGCUGCCAGAAACAAGGAAUGAUUUUUGGAAGAUGGUUCUACAGCAAAAAUCUCAAAUUAUUGUUAUGCUCACUCAGUGCAAUGAGAAAAGACGGGUGAAAUGUGAUCAUUACUGGCCUUUUACAGAAGAUCCUAUUGCAUAUGGGGACAUUACUGUUGAGAUGCUGUCUGAGGAAGAACACACAGACUGGGUUUAUAGGAAUUUCCGAAUUAGUUAUGCUGAUGAGGUGCAAGACGUGAUGCAUUUUAACUACACUGCCUGGCCAGACCAUGGUGUCCCCACAGCCAACGCCGCCGAAAGCAUCCUGCAGUUCGUGCAGAUGGUCAGGCAGAAGUCAAUAAAGAGCAAAGGCCCCAUGAUCAUACACUGCAGUGCUGGAGUGGGACGAACAGGAACAUUCAUAGCCCUGGACCGGCUCUUACAGCACAUCCGUGACCAUGAGUUCGUAGAUAUAUUGGGCCUGGUAUCUGACAUGAGGUCCUACAGAAUGUCCAUGGUGCAGACAGAGGAACAAUACAUUUUUAUUCACCAGUGUGUGCAAUUGAUGUGGCAAAAGAAGAAGCAGCAGUUCUGCAUAAGCGACGUCAUAUACGAGAAUGUCAGCAAGUCCUAGUUUGGAGUCCCAGGCGGUAAGUCCA
Messenger RNA from Phasianus colchicus (ring-necked pheasant), 1236 nucleotides. The record is from RefSeq and is a predicted model, not a curated record. NCBI's taxonomy places the organism in Eukaryota, Metazoa, Chordata, Aves, Galliformes, Phasianidae.